Tilletiaria anomala UBC 951 is the source of this 820-nucleotide messenger RNA. Its product is annotated as putative PUP3-20S proteasome subunit beta3. Gene Ontology annotation, biological process: proteasome-mediated ubiquitin-dependent protein catabolic process. The record is from RefSeq and is a predicted model, not a curated record. Lineage: Eukaryota; Fungi; Basidiomycota; Exobasidiomycetes; Georgefischeriales; Tilletiariaceae. The transcript has 3 exons. Gene Ontology annotation, cellular component: proteasome core complex, beta-subunit complex; proteasome core complex. Bases 129 to 746 code for a protein of 205 amino acids.
AUUAUAUGCUGGGACCUUUGUCGGCACCAUCCUUUGCGGGGAGCAACCUUCGGCCAUACGAUCAAGGACAGUACGGCAGAGUGCGACAACUAGAUUGCGGUCUUUCCUCCGCACCCAAUUUGCACAGCAUGAGUAUCAUGGAAUACAAUGGCGGCUCCGUCGUCGCGAUGGUCGGCAAGAAUUGUGUCGCCAUUGCCUGCGACCUGCGACUGGGCCAGCAGGCCAUGUCGGUCGCUUGCAACUUUGACAAAGUGUUUUCCAUCACUCCACACACGUACGUCGGCCUGCCAGGCCUCGCAUCGGACACAGAGACGCUCCGCCAGACCUUCCGGCAUCGGAUCAACAUGUACAAGAUGAAGGAGGAGCGCACGAUCCAACCCGAGACGUUUGCCAAGCUCGUCAGCAGCACGCUGUAUGAGCGUAGAUUUGGGCCGUACUUUGUUGAGCCCGUCAUCGCGGGUAUCAACACUGAGACCAACGAGCCGUUCAUCGCCGCAACAGACCUCAUUGGCUGCAUCAACUUUGCAAAGGACUUCGUCGUCAGCGGGACUGCCAGCGACAAAUUGUUCGGAAUGGCAGAGGGCCUAUGGGAGCCCGAUCUGGAGCCUGAAGAUCUCUUCGAGACUGUAUCGCAGACGCUGCUCGGCGCGCUAGAGCGCGAUGCGCUAAGCGGAUUGGGCGCCAUCGUCCGAGUGAUCACCCCGGAUAAGGUCAUCGAGCGAACAUUGCGUUCACGAAAAGAUUAAGGCCAUGACUCGACCAGAGAACACUCUUUGUAUCACUAGCACAAGACAAUAGCAUUCUUGGGCGAUUGCAUCUA